This is a messenger RNA of Vidua macroura (Pin-tailed whydah), 2865 nucleotides long. RefSeq names its product polycomb group ring finger 2 (gene PCGF2). NCBI's taxonomy places the organism in Eukaryota, Metazoa, Chordata, Aves, Passeriformes, Viduidae. The transcript has 10 exons. Gene Ontology annotation, biological process: negative regulation of transcription by RNA polymerase II. Gene Ontology annotation, cellular component: PRC1 complex. The record is from RefSeq and is a predicted model, not a curated record. Gene Ontology annotation, molecular function: promoter-specific chromatin binding. The coding region runs from base 161 to 1207 and encodes 348 amino acids.
GCGCCGCCCGAGCCGAGCCGAGCGGAGCCGCGGGAGCGGAGGGGCGGCCGCGGGGCCGCCGCUGCCGCCGCCACCAGCGGCCCCUGCAGGUCCCAUCCGCGCGCUCCGGGGGGACCGGGGGGUUUCCCGCGGGGAGGAUCCGCCCUGGGGCUGCUCCAAGAUGCACAGGACCACCCGGAUAAAGAUCACCGAGCUGAACCCCCACCUGAUGUGCGCCCUCUGCGGCGGCUACUUCAUCGACGCCACCACCAUCGUGGAGUGCCUGCACUCCUUCUGCAAAACCUGCAUCGUUCGCUACCUGGAGACCAACAAGUACUGCCCCAUGUGCGACGUGCAGGUGCACAAAACCCGGCCCCUGCUCAGCAUCCGGUCAGACAAAACCCUCCAGGACAUCGUGUACAAGCUGGUCCCAGGGCUUUUCAAAGAUGAGAUGAAGAGGAGGCGUGACUUCUACGCUGCGUACCCGGUGGCCGAGGUUCCCCUGGGCUCGCAGGAGGAGCGUGGCGAGGUGGCCGAGCGGGACCAGGGCGUGGGGCCCGAGGACGAGAUCGUCAGUCUGUCCAUCGAGUUCCACCGCGACUGCAGUCCCUGUCCCGUGCCCGUCCCCAGGGAGGACCUGAAAGGCACCAUGGAGAACGGGGACCUGGACAAGGACAAGCCCGCGCCGUUCCCGCCGGGCCCCGGGCUGCGGUUCCUGCGCUGCCCCGCGGCCAUGACCGUGCUGCACCUGGCCAAGUUCCUGCGCAACAAGAUGGACGUGCCCAGCAAGUACCAGGUGGAGGUGCUGUAUGAGGACGAGCCCCUGAAAGAAUAUUACACCCUGAUGGACAUCGCCUACAUCUACCCCUGGAGGAGGAGCGGUCCCCUGGCACUCAAGUACCGCGUCCAGCCCUCCUGCAAGCGGCUCCAGCUGUGCCCGGCGCUGCCGUCCGAGGGCACCAACACCAGCGGCGCCUCCGAGUGCGAGUCCGGCAGCGACAAAGCGCAGAGCCCCGGGCUGGCAUCGCCCCCCGCCCCGCCCGGGCCCGGGCACGGCCCCCCCGGGCCCGCCCUCAACGGCUCCGCCUCGAACUGUCACCCGCUGCCACCCGGCUGUCACCCGCUGCCACCCGGCUGUCACCCGCUGCCACCCGGCUGUCACCCGCUGCCACCCGCCCGCGGCCGCAAAACCGCCCUGAACGGCAGCGCGGGCUCGGCCCUGAGCUAAAACCACCCUGGGAUUGCGGGAAAUCCUCCUGGGAUUGCGGGAAAUCCUCCUGGGAUUGCGGGAAAUCCUCCUGGGAUUCUGAAAAAAAUCAUCCCGGGACUCCAAAAAAAUCAUCCUGGGAUUCUGAAAAAAAUCAUCCUGGGACUCCAAAAAAAUCAUCCUGGGACUCCAAAAAAAUCAUCCUGGGAUUCUGAGAAAUCCUCAUGGGAUUCUGAGAAAUCCUCCUGGGACUCUGAAAAUCCUUCUGGGAGUCUGAGAAAUCCUCCUGGGAUUCUGAGAAAUCCUCCUGGGACUCUGAAAAUCCUCCUGGGACUCUGAAAAUCCUCUUGGGAUUCUGAGAAAUCCUCCUGGGACUCCAAAAAAUCCUCCUGGAACUGCUAAAAAUCCUCCUGGAAUUCCUAAAAUUCCUCCUGGAACUGCAAAAAAUCCUCCUGAAACUCCUGCAGACCCUCCAGGGACUGCACAAAACCCUCCUGGGAGUCCUAAAAAUCCUCCUGAGAUUCCUAAAAGUCCUUCAGGGAUUCCUGAAAAUCCUCCAGGAAUUCCUAAAAAUCCUCCAGGAAUUCCUUGGGAUGCUGCAGAUCCUCCAGGGGUUCCUAAAAUCCUCCAGGAAUUCCCAAAAAUCCCCCGGGGUGCUGCUCCGUGGCUGUGUACAUAGGGACAGAGCAGAGUUCUACGGAAUUAUUUUCUCAUUUCAGGCCGCGGGGAAGGCGCAGAGAGGUUUGGUGGAUAUUUUUAAACGCGCUUUGGGUUGGUUGGGUUCGGGAUUUUUGUUUGGUUUUGGGGUUUUUCGGGGGGGGUUUGAGGUUUGGGUUUGACUCGUGGAAGCUGCAUGGACCCCCCCCCCCCGCCGCUGCCCUGGAGCUGGGAGCUGACACAUCCCCAAAUUCCCACAUUCCCAAAUUCCAACAUUCCUGUGUUCCCAAAUUCCCUCAUUCCCAAAUUCCAACAUUCCCAUGUUCCCACAUUCCCUCAUUCCCAAAUCCAUAAAUUCCCAAAUUCCCACAUUCCCAAAUUCCCUCAUUCAUAAAUUCCAACAUUCCCACAUUCCCUCAUCCCCAAAUUCAUAAAUUCCCUCAUUCAUAAAUUCCCAAAUUCCCACAUUCCAGAAUUCCUAAAUUCCCAAAUUCCCACAUUCCCAAAUUCCUAAAUUUCUACAUUUUCACAUUCCCAAAUUCCAACAUUCCCAUGUUCCCACAUGCCUUCAUUCCCAAAUUCAUAAAUUCCUAAAUUCCUUCAUUCAUAAAUUCCCAAAUUUCAAAAUGAAUAAAUUCCCACAUUCCCAAAUUCCCACACUUCUGCAUCCCCAAAUUCCUGUAUUCCCACAUCCCCAAAUUCCAACAUUCCUGUGUUCCCAAAUUCCAACAUUCCCAUGUUCCCACAUUCCCUCAUUCCCAAAUCCAUAAAUUCCAAAAUUCCCACAUUCCCAAAUUCCCACAUUCCCAAAUUCCCCCAUUCCCCAUUCCCUCUUUUCCCAGAGGUUUUCCCUCUCCUUCUCCUCCUCCCUCCCCGCCGGGGCCGUGGUCACAGAGGUGAGGGCUGAGCAAAGAACCCAAACCCCAAAAAGCCCCCAAAAAAACCCCAAAACAAACAAAACCCCCCAAAACCAACCAACCAACCAAAAAAAAAAAAAAAAAAAAAAAAACCAAAAAACCAAA